CGGAGACCUUCAGAAGUGUGCGAUGUUCCCUUGCUUAACUCACUCUGGGAAGAUAUCGUUUUGUCACGUUUGCUAGCAAGAUUUGUGGAGGGGAUGACCUUGUUUUUGACGCAACACGAGGAUCACCACUAACGAAGCCAGCCGACCAUUCAGGAGCCGGGAGCGAGGACCCUGCAGGACCCUGGUCCAGUACGGAUUGAGCGAGACAGCAGAAACCCAAGAGCAUUCAAGAGAUUCAAGCAGAUUGGGAUAGGAACGACGUGAACACACAGCUGACAAAAAUCAGGCUCUAAUAGACAGGGACAUUCGUUAUGGCAAUGAAUGUGGGAAGAGCUUUGUCGUGUAUGCGAACAAUUUAUGUAUCGCGUGUUUUAAGACAUGUUCGAGAACCAGUGUCGCUAGGAACAAAUUUGGCACGGUUUUCAUCAAGUUCGCCAGAUGCUCUUCCAAAAACUGAUUCACUUGAGGUUACAUUUGUAAAAGCUGACGGGCAAAAAGUUAAAGCUCGAUGUAAAGAAGGGGACUCACUUUUGGAUGUUGUUGUGAACAACGAACUAGACAUUUCAGGAUAUGGUGCCUGUGAAGGAACAUUAACAUGUUCUACAUGUCAUGUAAUACUUUCUAAAGAAGAUUAUGAUAGAAUACCAAGUAAACCUUUGGAUGAUGAAAAUGAUAUGCUUGAUUUAGCAUUUGAGCUGACCGAGACUUCGAGACUUGGGUGCCAGAUAGUAAUGACAAAGGAACUAAAUGGAUUGGAAGUAAGACUACCAUCAUCUGUCAAUGAUGCACGCGGUUAAUGAAGGUUUAAAGUGAUUUUUAUAGGAAAAGAAAUGUUAAAUAUAUAUAUAUUUUUGGAAGGUGAGGUUAGGGUGUACAAUGUUCAUAGACUUUAUAUUAGUAGAAAAUAUAGACUUGCAGAAACUAUUACUUGGUUGUGAUGGUUCAGAAGAUGGCACAAACUACUAUACACUAUCAACAAGAGCUCUCUCUCAUCUAUUAUCUAUAAUUAUUUUCAAUAAGAAUGGAGAGUGGGACAUUUCUAAAUCAAUGCCUGUUGAAAUGUGUGUUCGUUAUUGGUUCCUUGCUUUUUGAGUAAAAGUAUUUCAAGUAUACAUGUAUAUUUGUAAUGGUAUGUUAAAAUACUGAUCUAAUAUUUCUGUGGUUUCCUGAUUACAUUUUCAACUAAUUAUCUUGGCACAGCAACUUUAAUACAAAUUGUCAAAGGAAAUUGGUCCUCUAAUUACUGUAAUACAAAACAUUUUGAUCAAGGUCUUCCCAUGUAAAUUUAUACAGGCCAGUGUGGCCCAAGGGGGAGGUGAAAGUAGGGCUCAAAAUAUUGUUGCCAUCAGCACAAGGAGGUUAUGUGGUGAGCCUUAAUGCCCUGUCUGCCUUUAUUCCCAGGAAAGAAUCCUGGUACUCACUUGGAAAGGGGGCUGAAUUGACCCCAGAGCUGUCCUGAAUGGAAAUCAUCAACUAAAAAUCCCAACCUAUCUCCAUAUUCAAGCUUGAGCUCUACCAUUGAGCCACAUAGCUCCUUUGAUGGUAAAUGGCACUUCCGAAUCAUCCCCUUAAAAACAUUGGUGCUUAAUCCCGUACAUUGCAUUAAUAAAAUGUGCUUGAUUUAUUGUAUUUGAUCAAUUUUUGUCAAAAAACAUUACAAAAAACAACUAUGUAAUAUUUUGUACUUUGUUGUGUAAUUGAACUACAUAACAAUGUUCAAAAGUAUACAAACUAUUUUUGAGCCAGUAGAUUAAUUAUUUGAAAUUAAAGCUAGAAUUGUAUAUGAAAUGAUGAUCCUACUAUGAUUAGAUAUGAAAAGAUAGCAGUAUAUGUUUUCAUUCAUGUUUUGAAGGUAACUCAUGUAAAAGAUAAUAUACUGUAGAGCCCCUGUUUAAUGUCACUUCAGGGGGGUGGCUAAAAUGGAGGGGUUUGGGGUGUUCUUUAAAGAAACAAGCUUUAACCAGCAAUUAUAAUUUUUUUUAAUGCUUUAUUUUUAUCAUAGGGAUUGUCCAUUAAUUACAUAACACUAAGUGGGGCAGCAUUACAUAGGGUAUGGGGUUUUGGUUUAGUAUUAAAUAAUGCUCAUAUUUAUUUUUAAAAUUUUUCAACAUUUACUAAUAUAAUUCUAGCUAGAAGAGGGGCUCAUAGGACUAUGGGCUCUUUUUCUUGAGAAUGCAGAAAUGAAUUCUGGAUACUUUAAUCUAUAUCCGAGCAAUUUUCCAUGAUUUUAUCUCUAUUAAUUAGAUUAAUUGGUAAAGCAAUAUUUCGUUACAUGAAGAAUAUUGCACUUUAACCUGUUCCACUUAAUCCAGCAAAAGUUAUUGAUAUUCGGGACUUACAUGGCAACUUAAAGGCAUAGAGUAAGGGUGCAGAGGGGAUGUUCAAAAUACUGUAAAUUUGCAUUACAAAAUUUAUGGAUGGUACCAUACAUAAUUAAAUCACAAUAUUAACAUACAAAUUCUAUGUGUGUGAAAUUUAUAAGGAUGAGGGGCACUCCCGCUACAUCACAAUUUGGCACAGCAAACUCAGUAUACCACCAUUGCAUUAAUUACAUAUAGACAUUGUCAGGACAUUCAGAAAUUAACGUUAAGUAUGGGUUCUACUAUAUGAUGAAAGUUGUAAAGAUCCUUGAGUGGCACAAGAGAAAAAGCAUGGUCUGGUUAAAUGAGAAUGGUAUUUCUUAAUUUGUAAACAUUUUGAUUUAGUAAGUUGUUUUUACUAAAACAACUUGUACUCAGAAGUUUGUAAACUCUAUUUACUUUUGUCAUUGUUAUCUACAUAAACAUGUUCAAGUUCUGUAAAUUUUCUUUAUAAGAUCCAGAGGAAUUGAAGUGAACAAAAUAAUUUUCAGUGUCAGAACUGAAUUGAUCAAAAUGGGAGUAUUGUCAUUUAUCAUCAUUUCAUACAUGCAGGUUUGAAAUUUUUCAUUGCCUUUUUGUGCACAUGCAUUCAAAUAUUGUUAGAAUAAGAAUUUUACAGCAGCAUAUUGCAAUAUCCUAUUUACGUUGUUGAAUGCCAUUGUACCACUAGGUUUGCUACAUUUUUGAUAUGAAUUUUAUUCUAAUGGAUAAUUUUUUGUAUCAAUGUCACUUGUAUGUUUCUUGUAAUAUAUUUGUCUUGUGUAAAAUUCUCAUCAUACAUUGGAUGAUUUUAGUUUUUGUGAAUAUCAAUUAUUAUCUGUAUUAUUGCUCAAUAUUUGAGUUGCUAAACUGAUAUAUUAUGUACAUUGAUGAAAUUAUGUAGUAUAAAUAUUUUUGUUUUCUCCUGAAAUAUUAAUCAUGUGUACCUUGUUACAUGCAUCUUACCUUCUGGUGAAUGCAAAGGGGGGGGGGGAGCUUGUUUGAGG
This is a messenger RNA of Gryllus bimaculatus (two-spotted cricket), 3346 nucleotides long. The record is from the annotation of a GenBank genome assembly. NCBI's taxonomy places the organism in Eukaryota, Metazoa, Arthropoda, Insecta, Orthoptera, Gryllidae.